AGAAGCUCUUGGAUAGAACUUUUCAUGAAACAUAUUUUUAAACAAAUUAUUUUCCUUUUUUUUAAUUUUUUAUUUUAAUGUUGUACAUAAUUAGUUAAUGUUUUUUUUAAUAUGUUUAAAUUAGUGUUAAUUGUGUUUUUUGUGGUAUUACAAUGCCACAGCUUUUCGGUGUUAACAAGCCAAAGGGAUGGCUUGCAGUUGGAUGAUACAACACCAGCAUGGCCAAGUGAUAAGAUCCAAAAAGAAUCAACCAUUUUGAAUAAACCUCAAAUGGUUGAAUAUGAAGAGGAUUCAAACGCCAAUCCCAAAACCCAUCCAACAAUGACGGCAAAAUGUGAUCCCUGCCCUGAGGGUGUUAUGUGUGUGCCACAAAUACAAUGUCCAGCCCAUGUACGAAUGCAGGAUCAUGAAAAGCCACAGAUAUGUGAUUUACCAGGUGGAAAAUUUGGCUAUUGCUGUGUAACGGGUCAAAAUCAUACAGCAUCACCCAAAAAUAAAGCUCGAAUACCGCACAUUACAUUCAUCCCCACCGGUGUCAUAGAUGAAGCACGUCUUAGAUUUCAAAAUUUAAUGCACCAGAUCUCAUUCGUUCCCGUUACACGGGGGCAACCGGAAUUUGCCCAUAAUAUGGUAUUUCAUUCCACGCCACAAGAGGAUAUGCAAAACUUUCAGCUAAGUAAAUCGGCCAUGGAGCAGGUGAUUACCACGCAGGUUUUUACCGAAAAAGAACACAUUCCCGUGGAGGAUAUCAUUACGAAUAAUAUUGACUUGGAAUUUAAGGAAACUCCCUUGGAACAUCAUUGCCAUCCGCCCAGAUCAUGUUUAAAUAAACGAUCAAAAUAUCGCACCUUUGAUGGUAGCUGUAAUAAUAUUCGGCCACAUCGUUCCCAUUGGGGAGCUGCUGGACAGCCAAUGGAACGUUUGUUGCCACCGGCCUAUGAGGAUGGUAUUUGGACACCUCGCAUCCAUGCCAAGGAUGGUUCAUUGCUGACGGGUGCAAGGGAAAUUUCCCGUAUACUCUUGGGCGAUUCGGAUAGGCCACAUCCUAAGUAUAAUCUCUUGCUGAUGCAGUUUGGACAAUUUAUUGCUCACGAUGUGACGCAAUCGAGUUCUGUGAGAUUGGAAACUGGCGAGUCCAUACAAUGCUGUGCUCCCAACAAUCGUGCCGUCUUGCCGCCGGAGCGCAGACAUUUUGCCUGCAUGCCCAUUGCAGUGGAGCCCCAUGAUGAAUUCUAUGCUAAUUUUGGUAUACGUUGCAUGAACUUUGUACGCCUCUCAUUGGCUCCGAAUAUGGAUUGCAGGGCCACAUUUGGUAAGCAGCGUAGCAAAGUGACCCACUUCUUGGAUGCCUCGCCGGUAUAUGGUUCCAGUUUGGAGACAGCCAGGGAACUGCGUUUAUUUCAAGGUGGCAGGCUUCGCAUGUUUAAUGAUUUCGGUAGGGAUAUGCUGCCGCUGACCAAUGAUAAGAGUGCCUGUGGUAAUGAUGAUCCCUCAAUGACUUGUUUUAAAUCGGGUGACGGUCGCACAAAUCAAAUAAUAUCCCUGGUUGUGCUGCACAUCCUUUUUGCACGCGAACAUAAUCGCAUUGCCGGCAUACUCAGUCAAAUUAAUCCACGUGCCAAUGAUGAGCUACUCUAUCAGGAGGCCCGGCGCAUUGUCAUUGCCGAAAUGCAACACAUCAUUUAUAAUGAGUAUUUACCCUCCGUCAUUGGGCCGAUGCAAAUGAAACGUUUCCGUUUGGUGCCUCAACAUCACGGCUAUAGCAAUGAGUAUAAUGCCGAUGUUAAUCCGGCAAUAACGAAUGCCUUUUCAGGUGCUGCCUUUCGUAUGGGCCAUUCAAGUGUUGAUGGCAAAUUUCAUAUUCAUCAGCAACAGUCGCCGCAGCAGCCGCCGUUGCAGCGGGGACAUGCCGAUGAAAUUAUCCUUAUACCCGAUGUCAUGUUCAAUCCGUCACGCAUGAGAUUGCGUACAUUUUUGGAUGAUAUGAUGUCGACAAUGUUGCAUCAGCCAAUGCAAAGGGUUGACAGUGCCAUUACCCAGGGGCUCAGCCGAUUUUUGUUCCGUGGCCAUAACCCAUUUGGCUUAGAUUUGGCUGCCUUUAAUAUACAACGUGGACGGGAUCAAGGACUGCGUUGCUACAAUGAUUACAUGGAGGUGAUGGGACAUCGUAGAAUACAGAGUUUCAGUCAGCUGCCACCGGAGGUUGGUCGCAAAUUAUCCCAAGUCUAUCGUCAUCCUGAUGAUAUCGAUCUUUGGGUUGGUGGUCUCUUGGAGAAAUCGGUGGAGGGUGGUAUUGUUGGCAUAACCUUCUCGGAAAUAAUUGCCGAUCAAUUUUCUCGUUUUAAGACUGGAGAUCGUUAUUAUUAUGAAUAUAACAGCUCGAUAAAUCCCGGGGCCUUUACCAUUGAUCAACUGCAUGAGAUACGUAAGGUGACAAUGGCACGUCUGAUAUGCGAUAAUGCCGAUCAUUUGACCUUGCAUGGGGUUUCGCCGGCCGCUUUUAUGCGACCCGAUUUGACGGGCAAUUCACCGGUCCGUUGUGAUAGUGCCCAGAUACCGGUAAUCGAUUUGGAGGCAUGGCGUCUUUGAUUAUUUACCUUAUUUUUAAAUCUUUGGCAAAUAAAUAAAUAAAUCAGU
Musca domestica (house fly) is the source of this 2637-nucleotide messenger RNA. It is a transcript of the gene Pxt, whose product is annotated as chorion peroxidase. Gene Ontology annotation, molecular function: heme binding; peroxidase activity. The record is from RefSeq and is a predicted model, not a curated record. Bases 112 to 2589 code for a protein of 825 amino acids. The transcript is spliced from 9 exons. Gene Ontology annotation, biological process: response to oxidative stress. Lineage: Eukaryota; Metazoa; Arthropoda; Insecta; Diptera; Muscidae.